Botrytis fragariae is the source of this 1248-nucleotide messenger RNA. RefSeq names its product putative poly atp nad kinase protein. The record is from RefSeq and is a predicted model, not a curated record. The coding region runs from base 1 to 1248 and encodes 415 amino acids. Gene Ontology annotation, molecular function: NAD+ kinase activity. Gene Ontology annotation, biological process: NADP+ biosynthetic process; NAD+ metabolic process. The transcript has 3 exons. Lineage: Eukaryota; Fungi; Ascomycota; Leotiomycetes; Helotiales; Sclerotiniaceae.
AUGUUUCCGAGGAUUUUGCCCAGAUUUCGCUCCGUACAACUGAGAUCUUUUAGCAACACAACACCAAGAUCGGAAAUCUUAGAUAUAAAAAGUUUGCCGGAUAGAAUAGUUCCUCGAUAUCAUCGUUCACAAGAGAGUGAUCUCCUUUCUUUACAAUGGCCCUCACCACCUCGAAAUCUUCUCAUCAUAAAAAAGGAUCGUUCCCCGACCGUGGCUGAGGCUCUCCUUGAAUAUGUAAACAACACAUCUCUCAUAUUCGAGCAAAAGGUGGCCGAGAGUAUACACAAUUCUUUGACAUUUCCAAUAUACAGUACUGAUCAUCCAUCUCUCUUCCCAUCUAAAGUUGAUAUGGUAACAACACUUGGGGGAGAUGGAACAAUUUUACAUGCCUCUUCUCUUUUCAGCACAACUCGUCAUGUUCCUCCAAUUCUUUCCUUUAGCAUGGGUACUCUAGGCUUCUUGGGAGAAUGGAAGUUUGCUGAAUAUAAACGAGCCUUUCGAGAAGUCUACAUGUCGGGCGCUGCUGCUGGGUCUCACCUCUUUCAAGAUGAGAUGCAUCCUCACAUCCAAACACCUACUUCAGAUAAGAUUGACGAUAUGUCUGGCUGGUCAAAUAUGAGAGGCAAGUCCAUGGGACCAACCAGGAGCUCGAAAGUACUUCUCAGAAAUAGAUUGAAGGUAGAGGUCUUUGACGCUGAUGGAAAAAGUGCUCACGAGAGUGCAGAAGGCGAUGUGCAUGCCAUGAAUGAAGUUAUUAUUCAUCGGGGGAAAGAAGCACAUUUAGCCAUUAUUGAAGUUUUUGUCAAUAAUCAAUUUUUGACUGAGGCUGUUGCAGAUGGUAUGAUCAUUUCCACACCAACAGGAAGUACGGCAUAUAGUCUGAGUUCUGGUGGCAGUAUUAUUCACCCCCUCGUCAGCAGCCUCCUUUUGACACCGAUCUGUCCAAGAAGUCUUUCAUUUAGACCUCUUGUGGUACCUGCAAAUACACCAAUCAAACUUCGACUGAGUGAUAAGAAUAGAGGAAGGGAAUUGGAAGUUAGUAUUGAUGGACAGAGACGAAGUAUUGGAGUUGGCGUCGGCAUGGAAGUGAGAGUCCAAGGCGAGGAAAUGGUAAAAGGCAGCAGCGAGUGGGGUGGGGGCGUUCCUUGUGUUAUGAGAGGGGCCAAAAGUGGCAUGAAGGAUGACGAUGGUUGGGUUGGAGGCUUGAAUGGGCUGCUGAAGUUUAACCAUCCUUUUGGCGAAGAAUAA